Messenger RNA from Owenia fusiformis, 1759 nucleotides. The record is from the annotation of a GenBank genome assembly. NCBI's taxonomy places the organism in Eukaryota, Metazoa, Annelida, Polychaeta, Sabellida, Oweniidae.
UGCCGAUGGCCCAGCUGAAAGUGUGAUAAAUAGUAAUAUGAUUAUGGUAAAUAAUUAUAUUUGCUUGAUGAAGAAUGACACUUCUAUCGUUACAUUAAUUUAUAACAGAUGAUAAGGGGACUAGUAUAUGGCCACAAAGGAGAACAUAUUUUUGUAAUAUAAUAUUAUCUUAUAGAGUCGGGUAUUGAGUGCACAAACGCAAGUCUAAUCUAAUGACACAUUAUAGAAUGUAUAAGGAAGUGAAGGACUUCAAAUGUGAUGUUUGCUCUAAAACAUUUGCACAAAAGUCGCAUCUUAACGUACAUUAUAGAAUUCAUACAGGAGAAAAAAACUUCAAAUGUAAUCUUUGUUCUAAAACAUUUACAUUUAAGUGUGGUCUUUCAAGACACUUUAAAAUCCAUACUGGAAAUACUCGAGAAACGAACUUCGAAUGUGAUGUUUGUUUCAAGACAUUUACGGAAAAGUCAAAACUGAGCAGACAUCAUAUAAUCAAUACUGGAGAAAAAAACUUCAAAUGUAAUGUUUGUUUUAGAUCAUUUACACAUAAGUCACAGCUUAAUACACAUUAUAGAAUUCAUACUGGAGAAAAGAACUUCAAAUGUGGGGUUUGUUCUAAGCCAUUUAUACAAAAAUCCGGUCUUGACAGACAUUUUAGAAUUCAUACUGGAGAAAAGAACUUCAAAUGUGAUGUUUGUUCUAAAUCAUUUCCUGAAAAGUAUUAUCUUAACUUACAUUACAGAAUUCAUACUGGAGAAAGGGCUUUCAAAUGUGAUGUUUGUUCUAAAGCAUUUACUCAAAAAUCGAACCUGAACAAACAUUAUAAUAUACAUACUGAAGAAAAAAACUUCAAAUGUGAAAUCUGUUCUAAAACAUUUACACAAACGUCCAAUCUUAACAAACAUUAUAAUAUACAUACUGGAGAAAAGAACUUCAAAUGUGAUAUUUGUUUCACAACAUUUAGGCAAAAGGCUCAUCUUGUCAGUCAUAAUAGAGUUCAUACUGGAGAAAAGAACUUUAAAUGCGAUAUUUGUUCUAAACCAUUUAGGCACAAGUGGUGUCUCAAAGUACAUUAUAGCAGUCAUACUGGAGAAAAGAGGUUCAAAUGUAAUGUUUGUUUCAAAUCAUUUGCGCAAAGUACUAAUCUCAACUUACAUUAUAAAGUUCAUACUGGAGUAAAAUACUUCACGUGUAAUGUUUGUUCUAAAAGAUUUAGGCAAAAGGCACAUCUUGACAAACAUUAUAUCAUUCACACUGGAGAAAAGAACUUCAAGUGUAAUAUUUGCUCUAAAAGCUUUGGACGAAAGUCGCAUCUGGACUCACAUUAUAAAAUCCAUACCAGGGAAAAGAACUUUAAAUGCGAUGUUUGCUCUAUACGAUUUUCUCAUAAGUCUAGUCUUAACCGACAUUAUAGAAUGCAUACUUGAGAAAAGAACUUCACAUGUAAUAUUUGCUGUUUGUUUUAAAAUCUUUGGAUCGGAGGAAAGUCACAUCUCAACUUGUAGAAUAUGUAUUCUAGGUAUUUGUAGCAAAUUCAUAACUGUACUAAAUUUAGAUCGAGACUCAUAUGUUUUAGAACACAAUGUGACUUGAGGGAACCACGGCAUACAAUUGUUGUUCGAAUUAUUGUGUUUGAUCAUGGAAACUUUAUUGGGCUUUGUAAAUAAUUUGUUUUUAUGUAAAUAUAAAUUACCCGGAAUACAAUUGAUAUUCUAAUGUUUUUUCCGGCUAUCACUAGUACAUGUUAUUACUGUUUCUAGUA